UUAAUUUAGUUUUCAUCGUUUUCUAGUUUAAAUGUACCUAUCAUUAAUUGUAUAUUUGUAUUAAUCAUUUUAAUUCUUACCKGGUUCUGUUGAAAUAUUAACUUAAGUUGCUAAGUCUUUAAUACCGUGGUUAUAGUACUUAUAGUGCUGUUACAGAUAUCAUACUGUUUACCAUUUAGCACGUGCUAUUUUGCUAUUGCUUAAUAGUUUAAUUUGGUUAACAAUUAAAUUGUAAACUUUAUUAGUUACUUGCUUAUUUUUUUUAGGAGACUAAGUAUAUCAUGGUUGUAUUCACUUGUAAUAAUUGUGGCGAUUCAGUGAAUAAGCCUAAAGUAGAAAAACACAUUCAAUAUGAAUGUAAACGCAAAAAUUUUGCUGUUAGCUUCUGUUGUGUCGACUGCUUAAAAGAUUUUAACUAUGAGACUGUGAAAGAUCAUUGUCAGUGUGUAACCGAAGACCAGAGAUAUGCUGCUAAAGGCUAUGUUCCUAAACCAUCAGCUGAAAAGGGAAAACGUAAACAAGCUGGUUGGGUUGAUAUUGUUCAGUCAGUAAUGAACAAUAAAAACUUGCCUAAUGAACAAAGACAAUUUUUGAAUAUUAUAGCCAAGUUUGAUAAUGUCCCAAGAAAAAAAAAUAAAUUCCAGAUAAAUACAAUGAGAGAUUGUAUAUUAUACUUCUUAAUUGUUAAAAAGUUGAAAUAUUGCUACUACUUUUCUGAUAAAAAGCCAAGUAUUACAAUUGUUAAUUUAUGA
Messenger RNA from Diuraphis noxia (Russian wheat aphid), 752 nucleotides. RefSeq lists its product as uncharacterized. NCBI's taxonomy places the organism in Eukaryota, Metazoa, Arthropoda, Insecta, Hemiptera, Aphididae. The record is from RefSeq and is a predicted model, not a curated record. Gene Ontology annotation, cellular component: nucleolus. Gene Ontology annotation, molecular function: DNA binding. Gene Ontology annotation, biological process: negative regulation of transcription by RNA polymerase II; rRNA processing.